This is a messenger RNA of Vitis vinifera (wine grape), 1082 nucleotides long. RefSeq lists its product as uncharacterized. Lineage: Eukaryota; Viridiplantae; Streptophyta; Magnoliopsida; Vitales; Vitaceae. The transcript has 6 exons. Bases 120 to 767 code for a protein of 215 amino acids. The record is from RefSeq and is a predicted model, not a curated record.
CCCAAACGGAUUUAAGUAUUCCGGGAGGCUACUCAAGAAAGAAAGAAAUAGAAGCCUGGUAAGGCAUUUUAACAAACAGGUGUGGGGACGGAGUGAAAGUGAGAGAAAGGUCAGAGGACAUGGGGAUAGACGCUGCUGAAGCUUCAUCGCCUCUCUCCCCUUCCCCUUCUCAUUCCAGUCAACAACGCCACUUCUACGUAGCCGUCGACAGACCCCAGUUCAAAAUGGAGACAUUGGUGGAUCUGUUGGAGCUGGCAAGUCAUCGUCCGUGCCUGCCGAUAGCGGUGUGCUGUAGCUCCCGAGACGAGCUUGAUGCGGUCUGCUCGGCCGUCUCCAACCUUCCCUUCAUUUCUUUGGCCUCUCUGUAUAGUGAUCUUGCUGAAGCAGAACGUGCACUAAUUUUAGAGAACUUUCGCCAAGCAACUAUGAGGUACCAAAAUGUCAUUGCUCAAUCGGGAGAGGACAAGGAAAUUAAAAAAGGGGAAGACAAGUCUCAUAUGGUUGUUGUAACAGAUGCUUGCUUGCCAUUUCUUGCUUCAGGGGAAUCAUCAAUUUCUGCUCGUGUUUUGAUAAAUUAUGAGCUACCAACAAAGAAGGAAACAUAUAUGAGACGCAUGGCGACUUGUUUGGGAGCAGAUGGGAUUGUGAUCAACAUGGUCGUUGGAGGUGAGGUGGUGACUCUCAAAAGCAUGGAAGAAAGUAGCGGUCUCACAGUCGCUGAAAUGCCCAUGCAUGUAAGUUAUUAUCUGCUAAUGCAUCCAUGGUAGUCGAUUAGAAAAUAUCAUGAUGCCAUGACACAUAAAAGGAUCUAAAAUGAAAUACAAAUUGUGGUCAACAAUGCAGAUUUCUGAAAUUUUGUGAAGUUUUCGAUCUCCUUCAAUGCCAGUAGACUCAGUUGCUUUAUACUCGUUCCAGUGGAAAAAAAUAUGUAUACAUCAAUGAGAUGGGACUGAGAUGCUCCAUGACUCUAGUUGCAACAAAAAAUGUUUCUUUCAGAAUUCUGCAAUGUUUUCUUCUCUAUGGAUGAAUUCUUGAAUCGCAUGGUUCUGAAGUAAGACCAAGUAAAACUCUGAAUUUUGAAA